CUUCUUUCUCCCCGCCGCCAUCGCUAGGGUUUACAGUCAUUCACUCGCAAAUUCGACAUUUCCGGCAUCUCUCCCUCUCCCUCUCUCUCUCUUGAGCAUCGGCUUCGGUCCAUCUCUAAGUUAAACAGCUCACAUGGCUCGCGGCACGCUCUAGGGUUUCGUGGUUGCUGUCGGUUGCGCGGUACGCGAGGUCUGUCUUGUCUCGAGAGAGAAAGGUGAGAGCUCUCUGAGAGAGAGAGAGAGAGAGAGAGAGAGAGAUGGCAACCAUGAACCCUUUCGACAUCCUCGGCGACGACGACAAUGAGGACCCCAGCCAGCUCGUCGCUGCUGCCAAGCUGGUCGAGAAGCCAAAGAAGGCCCAGGCUCAAGCUGCCCCGCCGUCUAAGCCGGCCGCCAAGCUGCCUUCCAAGCCGCUCCCACCUGCUCAAGCUGUGAGGGAAGCGAAGACUGACACUGGGCGGGGCUAUGGCCGUGGCCGUGGAGGUGGUCGUGGUUAUGGCCGUGGCCGCGGAGGUGGUCGAGGAUAUGACCAAGAUUCAGGGAACAACGAGGGACCAGCUGUGAGCAACGAUGGUUUUUCUGGGGGUUAUAGACCCUCAGAGGAAGGAGAUUCUGGAAAACUAUCUGAAAGGGGUGGUCGUGGUUUUUCUCGGGGAGGUCGCCCCGGUGGUUAUAACAAUGGAGAAGCUGGUGAAAGGGAGCGUGCAAGAAGACCAUUCGAACGCCACAGUGGCACUGGACGAGGAAAUGAGACUAAACGAGAUGGAUCUGGUCGUGGAAACUGGGGAACUCCUACUGAUGAAAUUGCUCCAGAGACUGAAGAACCUGUCAUUGAAGUCGAGAAAAAUGUGGGAUCUGAGAAGCAGCUGGCUGGUGAGGAUGGUGCAGAUGCUAGCAAGGAGAAUCCUGUGAAUGAACCAGAAGAAAAAGAGCCUGAAGAUAAGGAGAUGACAUUAGAAGAGUAUGAAAAGGUCCUUGAAGAGAAGAGGAAGGCAUUGCUUGCGCUGAAGUCUGAGGAAAGGAAAGUAGAGUUGGACAAAGAUUUGAAGUCCAUGCAACAACUCUCUAGCAAGAAGGGUAACAAUGAAAUCUUUGUCAAGCUGGGAUCCGAGAAGGAUAAACGCAAAGAGGCUGCUGAGAAAGAGGAGAAAGCCAAGAAGUCUGUCAGCAUAAAUGAGUUCCUGAAGCCUGCUGAAGGGGAGAAAUACUACAACCCAGGUGGUCGUGGGCGAGGCCGCGGCCGUGGUUCCAGAGGUGGCUAUGGUGGUGGCUAUGCUAGAGAUGUCUCUGCUCCUUCGAUUGAGGAUCCUGGCCAGUUCCCCUCCCUUGGUGGGAAAUGAGGUUUUACCACCACAUACCUCAGGCUGAGAUGCUUCAUUGCUUGACGACGAUGUUGUGACCUUCCAGGACAGUCGGGGUAUUAACAGGAAUGGUAUUCUUCCUGUAAUAGAAACCUUUGAUGUUAUUCGUCUUUUUGAGUGUAAAAAUUUUAGUUUCUCCAUGGAUUACUUUUUUUUCUUUUUUACUCGAAUCAGUUUUGUGUUAGAUGAGAAUGAAUUUAGUCUCCGACGUGUCUCUCUUUUCUUUCAA
Molecule: messenger RNA, 1590 nt
Organism: Rhodamnia argentea
Lineage: Eukaryota; Viridiplantae; Streptophyta; Magnoliopsida; Myrtales; Myrtaceae
Product: RGG repeats nuclear RNA binding protein A-like
Exons: 7
Coding region: 258-1340 (360 amino acids)
Cellular component (GO): nucleus; cytoplasm
Molecular function (GO): RNA binding
Source: RefSeq, a predicted model, not a curated record